AUGAGCCUCAUGGCGGCCUUCCGCGCCGCCAAAAUCCUGCGCACUCUUCCCCUAAAGUGCGGCGAGCUAGCCGCCGUGGCCGCCUCGGCCUCGGCAUCCGGGGAUCCGCCGCCGGGGGCCGUGAAGUGUAGGAAGGCGUCGACGCCGCCGUGGUGCGUGUACCUUAUAGCCUCCUCCCGGAUCCCCCGCACCUACAUCGGCGUCACCACCGACUUCCCUCGCCGGUGA
Messenger RNA from Miscanthus lutarioriparius, 228 nucleotides. Lineage: Eukaryota; Viridiplantae; Streptophyta; Magnoliopsida; Poales; Poaceae. The record is from the annotation of a GenBank genome assembly.